AUGAGCAGUAGCGAGGAGGUUUCGUGGAUUCUGUGGUUUUGUGGCUUGCGUGGCAAUGAAUUCUUUUGUGAAGUAGACGAGGAGUACAUUCAGGAUCGAUUCAAUCUUACUGGACUCUCAGAACAGGUGCCGAAUUACCGCCAGGCCCUUGAUAUGAUUCUGGAUCUUGAACCUGAUGAUGAAAUGCCCAACGAUGCGCACGAACCAGACAUCAUAGAGCAAGCCGCCGAAAUGCUCUACGGGCUCAUACACGCUCGCUACAUUCUCACGAACCGUGGUCUCAUGUUGAUGGGUGACAAGUGGCUGCAAGGUGACUUCGGCUACUGCCCUCGUGUGUAUUGUGACAACCAGCCCUGUCUACCGAUCGGUCUUUCGGAUAUCCCCGGCGAGGCGAUGGUGAAAAUUUACUGUCCGCGCUGCCAGGACGUCUACACGCCCAAGUCGACGCGCCACCACCACACUGAUGGAGCCUACUUUGGAACCGGCUUCCCCCAUAUGCUGUUCGCCGUCCACCCCGAAUACCGACCUAAACGUGCUCCAAAACAAUUUGUCGCCAGACUGUACGGCUUCAAGAUUCACCCGCUGGCUUAUCAACUGCAGUACCAAGCGGCCGCGAAUUUCAAUGCACCUAUGCGCAGCGGAGGUUUCGGCAAGCGCUAA
This is a messenger RNA of Mesocestoides corti, 660 nucleotides long. NCBI's taxonomy places the organism in Eukaryota, Metazoa, Platyhelminthes, Cestoda, Cyclophyllidea, Mesocestoididae. The record is from the annotation of a GenBank genome assembly.